Molecule: messenger RNA, 1167 nt
Organism: Callorhinchus milii (elephant shark)
Lineage: Eukaryota; Metazoa; Chordata; Chondrichthyes; Chimaeriformes; Callorhinchidae
Gene: nrsn1
Product: neurensin 1
Exons: 3
Coding region: 186-773 (195 amino acids)
Biological process (GO): nervous system development
Cellular component (GO): neuronal cell body; neuron projection; transport vesicle
Source: RefSeq, a predicted model, not a curated record
GGGUGGGUUGGGGUUGGGUGGCGCAGGCUCGGAGGAGCUGGAGCUGGAGUGGCUGAUGUCGGUGUAGAGGGAGACCCAGAGGGGAUGGCCAUGUACUGAGAGACAGAGAGGGACAGGCGACCGUCGGCAAAGGUACAACAGGGAGCACGAGUCACGUUUGACAGUUCGGAAUGCAGUUGUAAACAAUGAGUUUGUGUACUGAGAUCUGCCGGUCACAGAAUUUGAAUUACCCAGCAGAUGGAGUACACCAGCGCUAUGGAGUCCGAUCAUAUCUGCAUCAGUUUUACGAAGAUUGCACUGCAUCUAUAUGGGAACAUGAAGACGAUUUUCAGAUCAAGAGAUCCCCAAGCAGGUGGAGCUCUGUUCUCUGGAAGGUCGGACUUGUGUCUGGGACUAUCAUCCUCCUCAUAGGUAUGGCAGUGAUCGCGACUGGCUAUCUCGUGCCACCCAAAAUUGAAGCGUUUGGAGAGGAGGAUUUUCUGGUAGUGGAUGGUCGUGCAGUCCAGUUCAAUGGGGCACUUGUCAUCUGUAAGUUGGCAGGUGCCAUCCUCUUUUGCAUCGGUGGAAUGAUAAUGGCCACUUGUCUCUUGCUGUCUGCAUUUGCCGCAAGCUACUCAAAGGAAGAAAAAUACCUUCAGCAGAAAUUUAAAGAAAGAAUAGCGGAAGCUCACAUAUCCAUGCAGCCAGUCACUAAAGCACCAACUCCAGGACAAGGUAGAAUUCCCAUCACUUUAUCCAAAGUUCAGAAUGUGCAGCCCUCGUCUCAAUCCUAAAAUCUAAAUGGUAGAUAUCAUAUAGGCCAUUGUAAAUUAGCUAUUUAUGAACAAAUCUUUUUAAAUGGUUAUCAUAUUUUUAUAGAGGUUCAAAUAUAGACACCACCACAUAGCUCAAGUGCUCAACUUAAGAAUCAUGCUUCAUCCAAUAAGUGAAUCAUAUAAGAAUCUUCAGUGAUGUACAAAUGUACGUGUCAUAUCACAGUCAGUCGCCUUAUAAAGUGGACAGGCACAUUUGUUGCACACCAACAAAACAAUUAGCAACAGAAUCCAGAUGCAGUGUUUCCAGAGCUCUGAUUUGCAAAUGUUUUUUUUUGUCCGAUUCUGAUGUGAAAUGGCUUUUGGAUGUACAGUAUUUGAAAUGGAUUAAAUAAAGUCUGAAAGUGAUGGCAAA